Molecule: messenger RNA, 972 nt
Organism: Cucurbita maxima (winter squash)
Lineage: Eukaryota; Viridiplantae; Streptophyta; Magnoliopsida; Cucurbitales; Cucurbitaceae
Exons: 1
Coding region: 1-972 (323 amino acids)
Biological process (GO): transmembrane transport
Cellular component (GO): membrane
Molecular function (GO): transmembrane transporter activity
Source: RefSeq, a predicted model, not a curated record
AUGGGUUUGCUAAUUCUUCCCUUGUUCAUAGCCAUUAGAGAAGAAAUGGUUCAUUGGAAUCUUAACAAAAUGACCAAAUUUGAAAAAUGCCAAACAUCAGCCUCCAUAAUUUCAUAUUCCUCUUCCACAUUACAACAUUCAAGAAAUUCAUAUCUUUCAAACAUUUUCAACAAACCCGAAAGAGGAGAUGAUUACACAAUUCUUCAAGGAAUUUUCAGCAUUGACAUGCUCCUCAUAUGCCUUGCAAUGUCAAUUGGUACCGGCUCAAGCCUUACAGCCAUGGACAACCUCGGCCAAAUCGGAGAAUCCCAAGGAUACUCCACUGAAUCCGUCAAUGCAAUGGUCUCCAUCAUCAGCAUUUUUAACUUCCUUGGAAGAAUCUUCUCUGGGUUUGUUUCAGAAAUCCUGCUCGAGAAAUACAAAUUUCCCCGCCCGUUGAUGCUGACUCUAACCCUUUUGGUGUCGUGCAUUGGUUUCUUGUUGGUGGCCUUCCCCUUUCAUAAUUCGCUCUACAUUGCAUCAAUCUUAAUUGGGUUUGCUUUUGGGUCUCAAGUUCUAUUGGAUAUCACCAUGAUUUCAGAGUUUUUUGGUCUUGAACAUUACGCCAUGUUUUAUAAUGUUGCGCAACUGGCUUGUCCAAUUGGGACUUAUGUUCUGAAGGUGUUAGUGGCUGGAAAGCUGUACGACGAGGAAGUGAAGACAUGGAGUGAUUCACCAGAGUAUAUAUGCCAUGGGGAACAAUGUUACAGAAACUCUUUCACGUUUUUGACUGAGAUGUCGCUGUUGGGAGCUGCAAUAUCAUUGAUUUUGGUGAAGAGAACGAGGGAGUUUUAUAGACAGGAUAUAUACAAGAAGUUUAGGGAAGAUAUGGAUUCUUUGAAGGAGGAAGUGGAACUUUACCCUCACGAUGUGCGGCAGCCUGAAGUUGAAAGCGUACAUGUUCACAAAGAAGUUACCAUUUUCAAGAAGUGA